AUGUCAAACUCUUUAAGUUCUUUACUAACAAUAAUUGAGUCUGUGGAUUCGUUUCCUUACAUCGAAAACCCAUAUUACUGGAAGUUUCGUUCUCAUGAUGGUGCUUUGUUAGGUUACAUCACUCCGGAAAUAGCCUCAAGGUUCAUUGAUCUGCCUCAUUCAAAAUACUUUGAAGUCGACAAACUCAAGAAGGAAGUCACUAUCGCAGGAGCCUUAAAUGACUUUGAAGAAAGAAACAAGGUCUUUGCUGAAAUCGCUUCGGAUUGGAGGAAAUCCGACGAUUUGCUCAACAAAGGAUGGAGGGACGAGUUGUACACCGUUUAUUACCCUAGGACUAAACCAUAUAUGCUACUUGAGAGAGCAUUUUCAUGUCUUUUAGGAGUGGUAACGUACGGUGUGCACAUCAACGGGUACAUUCCAGCAGAAAAGACCAAAGACAAGGUUCUUAAGAUGUGGAUUCCCCGUCGAUCACCCACAAAAGCAACAUAUCCCGGAAAACUUGAUAAUACGAUUGCCGGGGGUCUAGGAUAUCCGUAUGGGCUCUGGGAGAAUGUCGUUAAGGAAUGUUACGAGGAAGGCGGCCUAGAUGCUGACUUCGUGACCAAAAACAUCACUGCGACCGGCGCUGUCACCUACAUUUGCCAACCAUACGGUCCCGAAGGGCAUGCACAACCAGAAAUAGAGUAUACUUACGAUUUGGUCUUCGAGUCCGAGAUUGACAAUAUCCCACAUCCUGUAGAUGGAGAAGCGGAGAACUUUACUCUUAUGACAGUGGAAGAAGUCAAACAACGAAUGAUCAAUGGAGAAUUCAAGCCAAAUUGUGCAUUGGUGAUCUGUGAUUUUCUCAUUCGCCAUGGUAUCAUCACCGCCGAGAACGAACCAAACUACCUAGAGGUUCUUUCUCGUCUUCAUAGACGAUUUCCUUUUGCCACAAGAAACUAA
Molecule: messenger RNA, 942 nt
Organism: Australozyma saopauloensis
Lineage: Eukaryota; Fungi; Ascomycota; Pichiomycetes; Serinales; Metschnikowiaceae
Exons: 1
Coding region: 1-942 (313 amino acids)
Molecular function (GO): 8-oxo-dGDP phosphatase activity
Source: RefSeq, a predicted model, not a curated record